UCUUCCACGUUGCAAUUGGCAAAAGGAGGAUUGAUCAGUAGGAAAUCACAGAUGUCCUCUGCCUAACGACCUUCAAGCACCUGAUAAAAACAGAGAUGAUGAUGAAAUUCAUAUGCUCUGCCAAAUUCAAUGAGAAAGGAAGAACCUGCUGCACCUAGGGCAAGGACCAGUCUACUGUAAUAUUAUACAAUUUCUCAAAAAUCCUUCAUGUGAAGGCAAACAAAAGCAGCGAGUAGCUGUGCAUUUGCUCCCUGGUCGCGGCCGUGUGCGUCAGUCAUGCAGUUAGCAUGCCCCUCAGUCGGAGCUGACAAGGCAUGUGCUAAGUGAGCCUGACAUCACAAGAUCAGAUUCCUCAAAGUGUUGGUGGAUACAAGAGUUGUAUCUCAGAAGAUGUGCCAGGACGAGCACAACAUUUUGACAGGAAAGAAAGCACAGGAAUUUCAGCUGGGCUGCUAUUGGGAAGUACUGGAAGACCAUCGUGAGCCCAGAUUUCCAAAUAAAAGAUGCUUACCUGCAAAGGAGGAGCUUCUAGAGGGCUACCUAUUAAAUAAGUCAAAUUACAUGAUGAUUGAAGAUAAUAAAGAGAAUGAAGACCAUGCAUCUGAAAGAGGAAGAACAGCCAUCAUUUUUUCCUUGAAGAACGAAGUCGGAGGACUUGUAAAAGCGUUAAAACUCUUUCAGGAGAAGCAUGUAAAUCUAGUACACAUUGAGUCACGGAAGUCCAAGAGACGGAAUUCUGAGUUUGAGAUCUUUGUGGACUGUGACAGUAACAGGGAACAACUGAAUGAGAUCCUCCAGCUCCUGAAAUCUCAUGUCAACAUUGUCUCUAUGAACCCGACAGAGCAUUUCAAUGUCCAGGAAGAUGACAUGGAGAAUGUUCCCUGGUUUCCGAAGAAGAUCUCAGAUUUGGAUAAGUGUGCAAACCGAGUGCUGAUGUACGGGUCCGAUUUGGAUGCUGACCAUCCAGGUUUCAAAGACAAUGUCUAUCGCAAGAGGCGAAAGUAUUUUGCAGACCUGGCUAUGAACUACAAACAUGGUGACCCAAUUCCCAAGAUUGAAUUCACUGAGGAGGAGGUCAAGACUUGGGGGAUUGUGUACCGAGAGCUUAACAAGCUUUACCCAACUCAUGCCUGCAGAGAGUACCUUAAAAACUUACCCUUGCUCACCAAAUACUGUGGGUACAGGGAAGACAAUAUCCCCCAGCUGGAAGAUGUGUCCCGCUUCCUGAAAGAGCGCACAGGUUUCACCAUUCGCCCUGUUGCUGGCUAUCUGUCGCCCAGAGACUUCUUGGCAGGAUUAGCAUUCAGAGUUUUUCACUGCACUCAGUAUGUUAGGCACAGCUCGGACCCUCUCUAUACACCAGAGCCGGAUACCUGCCAUGAACUCCUAGGCCACGUCCCUCUUUUGGCUGAACCCAGUUUUGCUCAGUUCUCCCAGGAAAUUGGUCUUGCAUCACUUGGGGCAUCAGAUGAGGCUGUUCAAAAACUGGCAACAUGCUACUUCUUUACUGUAGAGUUUGGCUUGUGCAAGCAAGAGGGACAGCUACGAGUUUAUGGGGCUGGCUUGCUCUCUUCGAUUAGUGAGCUCAAGCAUUCGCUCUCUGGCAAUGCCAAAGUCAAGCCUUUUGAUCCAAAGGUCACCUGCAAGCAAGAAUGCCUCAUUACAACUUUCCAGGAAGUUUACUUUGUUUCUGAAAGUUUUGAAGAAGCAAAGGAAAAGAUGAGAGAGUUUGCAAAAACCAUCAAGCGCCCAUUUGGCGUGAAGUACAAUCCAUAUACUCAAAGUGUGCAGAUCCUGAAAGACACGAAGAGCAUUGCCAGCGUGGUGAAUGAGCUGCGUCAUGAGCUGGACAUUGUCAGCGAUGCCCUCAGCAAGAUGGGCAAGCAGCUGGAAGUUUAACAUCCCUGUCAGCAGCGUGGUGCACUUGGCAACUCUUUUCCCUUAUGUUUUUUUUCUAGGCAUGUAAUGUGUUGUAUGCAGAACUCUCUCCUUUACAAAUGGAAGAGUGAAUGGCCCAUAAGGAUAACAACUUUACCUUGUUUCUCUGUGUAAAGUCCCUUACAGAAUGAAUUCCUCCACCCCCCUUGGAUAAAAAAGGCCUGGAGUUGCUGUUGAGAAGCUAAUGGGGGAGCAGAGAUAUUGCUAGACUGGAGCAAAAGUGUGGUCUGUGGAUCAGGGCUGGGAUGAGACGCUGAAGAAGGUGGCUUAUUAGGCAAUAACGGAAUAAUUCGCCACAGAGAAAUGUCUGUUUCUGACUCUAGUAGUCUAUUUUCUGGCACUGCAGGCUUUAUAGUGUAGAAGCUAUAGUAUUCAGUAGCUUCUAAGUCUGUUCUACUAGGUUUAAAACUUGGAUGAUUACAAUGCAGACAUCAGGACACAAAUAGCUGAAGGUUCACCAUGAUAAAAUUGAGGGCUCAAAUCUUGCUUUCAAAGGGAUCAUUCUUGUUCCCAAAGAAUUGCAAAUGUGGUUUGGCAUGCUUCUAGUGUAAGGCACAGAUACAGAGCUGUCGCAUGAAAUCCUGAUGCUGUUUGUUUUGGGAGAUUUGCUGUUGGCUCAGGGAUUCAGGAUUUUUGUUGCCAUCCUUGAUACGGCACCUGAGGGAAGACGUUUCCUUACAGAAAUACCAUUUGUCUUUAUCCCGAUUGAAUUAAUUUAGCAAACCAUCAGGUACUGACUUAGCACAAAGUCUAAAAUAAUUUCCAAAUUACAAUUUAAUAUUCCAAAUUGUUUCCUCUGUUCUAAAAUAAUGCCACCAAAGUUUAAAAUAACAGCCAAAGUUCAUAGUCCAGUCUGCUUUUUGUAAGAAUAAGUAUGUUAUUGAUUACUUGGUCACUAUUCACCUACAGAAUGUAAGUUUGUGCAGCUUGUGCUUCUUCUUUACUAGUGCUGAACACCUUAAUUCCCUAUGAAGCAAAUUAUAUCUGAAAGGCCCAAGCAUUUCAUAGGAAUUCUCUGGCUGAGUGCAACAAACUACCUUGUAGCGUAAAGUGUAUUUAAUUCUAAAGAGCACUUUACAAGUGGUGGGAAGCAGUGUCCUGCUGAAUUGUUUGUGUCAUGUAGCAGCAAACUUCCCGGGUUUCAGGGUUCCAUCAUCUCAGCAUCCUGCAUAGCUGUACAAAGCUGUGCCGGCUGCUCUUUCUGCCAGCCCUGGCAAUGAAAUGAAUAUGUGCAUGGGCUGUGACACAUUGGAAUGGAAGGUCUGUGAUGUGCCAGGCGUAUUUAAUAGCAUGCUAGGCGCUGAUUCUUCAUAGGCAGAGUUUAUCAGGAAAUCCAGAGUUUGCAGCUGAGAAGGUCUCUGGACAAACAGACCGAAAUCUUAAAUACACUGGAGAUGCUAUUCCCGGAUUUUGAGAAUUUGAAGGGACUUUCAUGAACCUCUGUGCUUGAAAAUAAGUUUGCGCUUCAUCUGCUUUCUGGUAGGCCACAUCUGUUCCAUAAGCAAUCACUGGCCCAGUCUUUCCAAUAUAUUUACUGUUUAAACCAAGCCUAGGUACGUUUUUUUUCUGUGACUAUUAACCCACUAGAACUCUUUUUUCUUUCUUUUUUUUUUU
Messenger RNA from Tyto alba (common barn owl), 3552 nucleotides. It is a transcript of the gene TPH1, whose product is annotated as tryptophan hydroxylase 1. Gene Ontology annotation, molecular function: tryptophan 5-monooxygenase activity; iron ion binding. The coding region runs from base 391 to 1899 and encodes 502 amino acids. The transcript is spliced from 14 exons. Lineage: Eukaryota; Metazoa; Chordata; Aves; Strigiformes; Tytonidae. Gene Ontology annotation, cellular component: neuron projection. Gene Ontology annotation, biological process: serotonin biosynthetic process; aromatic amino acid metabolic process. The record is from RefSeq and is a predicted model, not a curated record.